This is a messenger RNA of Laccaria bicolor S238N-H82, 2346 nucleotides long. RefSeq lists its product as uncharacterized. The record is from RefSeq and is a predicted model, not a curated record. The coding region runs from base 1 to 2346 and encodes 781 amino acids. Lineage: Eukaryota; Fungi; Basidiomycota; Agaricomycetes; Agaricales; Hydnangiaceae. The transcript is spliced from 11 exons.
AUGCAAAAGUUAACAACUCGAAAGGACUUGUCCUUCCUGUCAAGCCUUAUCGAUUACUACGCGGAUGGGAUGAGGUUACCAGCCGCGGCAGGGUGGUGGUCUCAAGGUGUCAACCGACUUUUCAAAACAGCUGCUCUUGCAACUGCCCUCCGAAGAAUAUCACUAGCUGAUAUAACGUUCGCUGUGCAACAAAUUGAGAAGGCCUUGAGAGGGCUUGGAGAGUUUGCAAUCCUUCAAGUGUCUGAAACACGUUGGUCAAUCACGUGCACCAUGAACACAUCCACUGCCCAAGGCGGCUCAAUUGCCCGCCUGGACUUUGCGAACGUGAAGAUUGAGAUUGCUAUUGCAUGGCUGCCGCAUUCGGUUUACAGAUUCAGAUAUUUAAAUCCUUCCAUUUGCCCCUCACUGGCAUAUGCAUCACAUAUUCGGGUUAAGGAACCGGACUUAGGGAAUUAUCUAACCUUGGGAGAUAGGAUAGGCCACCAAAUGAUGUUCAGCGCUAGAAUGAGCACGAGGCGCGAGUGCUUUAAGGUGGGGUACUACUAUUUCGUUCCCACAUCUAUUUCGAGGCAAUCCUUCUGUGCACGGCGCUUCGCAACGUUCCCACCGACGAGUGCGUCCUUGAGGUGUAAACGAGUACCAACAAUCCCUCCGAACCAAUAUUGCGGUAAUCUAUGCUCAUUCUCCACCCUUCGAGCUGCUGCGAUGUCUGUCUGGAGGUUUACAACUGGGGUAACACAGCACAAUUGCCCCAUGCUAUACCCUGUGGCCAUCUGCCUAACAUCAGUCACUCCGCCAAAAUGCCCUUUGUGCCGCAAAACAUUCGUUCCUACUACUGCAAAGAAGCUGCAUGUUGACCGCCCUGCGCCAUCGAAGCAGGAUGUGGGGGAGCUCGAGUUGCUUCGGAGGCUGUCGCUGUCAUGGUCGACGUCGGCAGACAGUCGGCAAGUACAAGUGCUGAAGGAAGUAGAUGCAUGGUUGAGGGACCGGCCGUCGGAGACGGCAAGUUCUUGCGCCUGGGUAUCUGCGUGGGCCCGCGAGGCGGUGGACAAGUGCCAAGCAGCCGUUAGGGGCAGGGAACAAGACAAGACGACCAUCAAGCAGUUGAAGAGAGAGAUCAAGGACCAUCGGAAGCGAAUGCCGCUUGACCAUGACGGGGACGCUGCACUGGUCGCCCAAACUAACAAAUCUAAAAUAUUUGAGGAAAAGCUAGCUCAAUGCAACGCCGAGAUGCAUUGCCUGCGGAUUGAAAUGGAGAGCUUACGGACUGAAAACGACCGCAUGGCUUCGUUCAGGGAUUUCAUCGUUCCCAGCUACAAGAAACUACAGGUCCGCACUGACUGCCUCGAUGAUGAAAAUCGUGCUUUAUUCCGUGAGCUGCAAGACGUCAAGUCAUUGCUUACAGAUACACAAUCUCUACUGGAGGUCAAGGAUGAGGAGCUAAAGACGGCGCCCCCUGCCGUUAUUCGGAAAGUUACUGCCCUGAACCACGAGAUAAUGCGAAUGGCUACUCUUCUCGGAGAGUUGGUCCAGACGACGGAGACGGCGGAGGUGAAGGAGACUACUAGUUGGAUGCUAGACAAGCGAUUGGCAAGUUUCCUGAGCACCAAAUUGUUGAACAGGCGCGAAUCUGGUUGGUCAGGGCCCGAUGUACUACUUGUUGUGAUAGUCUUCCGGAUUGCCAUUACGAGAUGGUGCCAGAUCAUGAUUACUUCCUGGAAAGCCAGCGAUCAGUUGCUAGCGGACUCCGGGGAAUUUCUCGAUAUUCGUCAAUUUGAUGAUCCAACUGUCUGUGGGCAUUGGCGGUCGAACACCCGGGCCCAUUUUCGGCGGUCUUCAUUCGACGAUUUGAACUGGUCGGAGGGCUUAUUACAGGGAUUGUGCGACGUCCUCGAUGUCGCUGGGUGGUCAAUUCGAGAGCCAGAUCCAUGUCUGUUUGAAAUAAGACUCUCACUUCUUUUUGCGGCCGUGAAGAAUUUGCGCAUCGCUCUCAGGGAAGGCAUAAAGUCCAUUGACUUGGAGGUGGCUACCAUCGAGGCCGGCACUGUCUUCAACUCCGCCUUCAUGAACGCAGAUCCGAUGUCGUCGCCCUUUAUAAGUAGCCAGCAGGAGGGUGCGCCUGAGACGGUUAUUGGGACAACUGGAUUUGGACUGUGGGCAAAAAAAGGUCCCCUCCACCAUUUUGAGAUGGCCUUUUUGCCGAACGUCAUUCUUGAGGGGGUGCUGAGCGAUUAUGAGGGCAUCAGUAUUUCUACACUCCGCUUGUCACGACUUGUUUGGGCUUUUUUCGACUCGUACGAGCCCAAACGAGUCGAAACGAGCCACAAGUCGCAAGUUGACAAGUAG